AUGUUGUGUCCAUCAAAUAAAUUUGCUGUUCAACUCAAUCAAUAUUAUCUUGAAAAAGUAAUACCACGAAAAAAUUCAAUUUAUAAAGCUGUAAGAGACGUAUCAAAAGUUGUUACUGAAAUAUUACAUGAAGUUGAAGUACAAGAACCAAGAUUUAUUUCAUCAUUAAAUGAAAUUAAUGGUCGUUUUGAAGGUCUUACUGUUAAAUCACAAACUGAAUUUGAAGUAAAUAUUGUUUUUAUUAAUUUUAAAUAGAAUUAAAAGAAUAUUUUUAUUAUUUUGAGAUUUAUUCAAAUAAAUGUUUUCAUAAUCUAUAACAUAUUUCAAAAGAACUACAAAACUUUCAUCUAAGAAAAAAAAAAACGUGACUCAGUAGAAUCAUUUCUUCUUCUUCUUCUAGAGAUAAUCUUUUGAAAUAAAAUAAAACAAAGGUAACCUGUAUUCUAGUGGGGCAAUCACGAGAUUGUAAGUAGUACGGUGAUAUCCGAUCUAUGCCACUAUUACUUAUGCUACUAUUGUAUCAUUUCCAGAGACUUUGAAAGCACUAUUAUACUCUAUGAAAUAUUUUCUUAGAACAUCAACUCCCAAUAUAUCGCGACUCAAGCAUAACUACUGAUCCUUUCCCAGUGGCAGAUUUAGGGGGGUGGCGAUCAGGCGUCGCCUCCCCCUUCCAGAGAUUUUUUUUGUUUUUUCUCAGCAAAAACGUACGAACAACUGGUCUUUACUACCUCGCAACU
This is a messenger RNA of Rotaria sp. Silwood2, 737 nucleotides long. Lineage: Eukaryota; Metazoa; Rotifera; Eurotatoria; Philodinida; Philodinidae. The record is from the annotation of a GenBank genome assembly.